Messenger RNA from Herpailurus yagouaroundi (jaguarundi), 805 nucleotides. RefSeq names its product 60S ribosomal protein L13-like. The record is from RefSeq and is a predicted model, not a curated record. Gene Ontology annotation, cellular component: ribosome; cytosolic large ribosomal subunit. Gene Ontology annotation, biological process: translation. NCBI's taxonomy places the organism in Eukaryota, Metazoa, Chordata, Mammalia, Carnivora, Felidae. Gene Ontology annotation, molecular function: RNA binding; structural constituent of ribosome.
GUGAAAUAGGUGAUGGGGAUUAAGGAAUACACUUGUCCUGAUGAGUACUGGGUGAUUAAAAUUAAAACUUUAAGAAUAUAUAUAGUUAUUUUCCUGCAGGCCUUUUUCCCUCGGAGGAGGCCUGUAGGCAGCAGCCAUGGCACCCAGCCCGAAUGGCAUGAUGUUGAAGCCCCACUUCCAUAAGGACUGGCAUGGCAUGGCCUCAUGGUUCAACCAGCCAGCGGGGAAGAUCUGCAGACUCAAGGUCGGGAAGCCAAAGCAAGGCCCAGAGCUUCCAUGUCCAGACCCAUCCAGCCCAUCCCAUGGUGCCCCCACAGUGAGGUAUCACACCCAAGUGCAAGUUGGCAGGGGCUUCAGCAUGGAAGGGCUAUGGGUGGCUGGCCUACACAAGAAGGUGGCAUGGACCAUUGGAAUCUCAGUGAGUCCAAGAAGGUGGAACAUGUCCACAGAGUCCCUGCAGGCCAAUGUGAAGUGGCUGAAGGAGUAUGGCUCCAAGCUCAUCCUCUUCCCCAGGAAGCCAUCAGCCCCUAAGGAGGGAGAUGGCUCUGCUGAAGAACUCAAAUUGGCUACCCAGUUGACAGGACCAGUCAUGCCCAUGUGGAAUGUCUGUAAGAAGGAGAAAGCCAGAGUCAUUAGAGAGGAGAACUUCAAGGCAUUCGCUGGUCUUCACGUGGUCCAUGCCCAUGCCUGGCUCUUUGGCAUCUGGGCAAAAAGAGCCAAGGAAGCUGCAGAACAGGAUGUUGAGAAGAAAAAAAUAAAGUAUCACUGGCAACUUGUGAUUAUGUACAUGUAUAUGUAUGGUUAA